CCAGCCGCGCCGCCGCGCCGGGCCCGCCGCCGCCACCGCCGCCACCGCCGCCGGCGCGGGAUCGCGGCCCCUCCCCCGCCCGCCGGCCCCUCGGGCCCGCGGGGCAGCGGACGCGCGUGGCGGCUGCUCGGUGGGACCGUCGGUGGAGCCGGCUCCAGGAUGCCCCGGGGGUGUGGAUGACCAGCUGCCCAGCCCGGAUGCCGCCGCCCCGCGAGGGCCGCUCCCCGAGGGCCGCCGGUGGCCCCGCGCCCUAGCCUCCUGACCCGGGGACCCCGCGCGCCCCGCCCCGCCCCGGCCGCCCAGGGGAGCGGGAGCCACGGGAAGGAGCCUCCCGAGCCCGCCGAGCGAGCGGCCACGGCGCAGGGACCCGGGGGCAGGGGCUCGGCGCCGGCCGCCAACAUUUUCCCCCAGCGGCUCGGCAAAAUGACCAGCCUGUUCCGCCGGAGCAGCAGCGGCGGCGGGGGCGGCGGCUCCGCCGGGGCGCGCGGGGCCGGGGCCGGGGGCGGCGCUCCCGCCUCGCAGGAGCUCAACAACAGCCGGCCCGCCCGCCAGGUGCGCCGCCUCGAGUUCAACCAGGCCAUGGACGACUUCAAGACCAUGUUCCCCAACAUGGAUUACGACAUCAUCGAGUGCGUGCUGCGCGCCAACAGCGGCGCCGUGGACGCCACCAUCGACCAGCUGCUGCAGAUGAACCUGGAGGGCGGUGGCGGCAGCGUCUACGAGGACAGCUCCGACUCGGAGGACAGCAUCCCCCCGGAGAUCUUGGAGAGGACUUUGGAACCUGAUAGCUCCGAUGAAGAACCCCCGCCUGUAUACUCCCCGCCAGCCUACCACAUGCACAUGUUCGACAGGCCUUACCCGCUGGCUCCCCCCACCCCACCUCCCCGCAUCGACGUGCUGAGCUCCGGACCUGCUUCGAGCCAGAGGCGCUAUCGUAACUGGAACCCACCACUGCUGGGCAACCUCCCGGAUGACUUUCUCCGCAUCCUGCCCCAGCAGUUGGACAGCAUUCAGGGUAACACUGGGGGCUCCAAGCCCACGAGCGGAGAGAGAGGCCUGCCCCCCGUGGCUGGGCCCGGGUCCCGGGACCAGGAGAACCGCUGGAAGCAGUACCUGGAGGACGAGAGGAUCGCGCUCUUCCUGCAGAACGAGGAGUUCAUGAAGGAGCUGCAGCGCAACCGGGACUUCCUCCUGGCCCUGGAGAGAGAUCGCUUGAAAUACGAGUCCCAGAAAUCCAAAUCCAACAGCAGCAGCAGCAGCAACAGCGCGGCUGUGGGAAAUGACUUUGGCUUUCCCUCUCCUGCCCCAGGAACCGGUGACGCCAAUCCUGCUGUGUCUGAAGAUGCCUUAUUCAGGGACAAGUUAAAACACAUGGGAAAAUCCACCCGGAGGAAGCUGUUUGAGCUGGCCAGGGCCUUCUCCGAGAAGACCAGGAUGAGGAAGUCAAAGAGGAAACACUUGUCCAAGCACCAGUCGCUGGGAGCUGCGGUGUCAACGGCCAAUCUGCUGGACGACGUGGAGGGUCACACUUGUGAUGAAGACUUCCGGGGAAGGCGUCAGGAGGCACCCAAGAUGGAGGAAGCCCUACGGGAAGGACAGUAAGAGAUGCCAGCAGUUCCUCCUCACCGGACAAGAUCAGACCUGGCAGAGGCGGCUGGAGAGCCAAACCGGCCCCCAGCUGAAGGGCCCAGCUGCAGCCGGACAGAUGGUGCUUGAGUACUGAGGCCUCGUGAUUCUCCGGCCCCAGUCCAGCCCAGCCACUGCCACUGCCACUGCCACUUUCACGGGACUUAGAACUUUGGAGUUUUGUGCUGUGAUUGGAGGAAGGACCUGGGGCCCCUAGGGGCAGCAGCCAAUCAUGGCCCCUUUUGUAGCCAGGCUGUUCUAUGGGCAAUGAGCAGAAAUGCAGGAACCACCAUCAACUUGACCCCCCCCCCCCACCUUGUUUAAAAAAAUCCCGGAAAAUAGGCAAAGGUUGGGGUGCCCAAGAGGGCAGGAUGGUGAAGCCCUGAAGGCAGAGCCCCUGUUUCUCUCCUUUCCCCAUCUCUCCUUCUGGGCAGCAGACACUGCCCGACAACCCCCACCCCCCCCAUCCCCAUCCUCAGCUCCCUCCUGGGCACCUUGGGCCCUUGAUUCCCAUGAUUUCCUGCAUCCCAGCCGUUUCCCCAGGGCUGCUGACACUUGGUACCAUCACUGCACAGAGCCGUGGGUAGGAGAGCCCUGGGCAGUCACUCAGGCUCCCUCUGAGUAGUUACUGGCCACCGCAGAGAGGUAUCUACUGACCGCCCCUCCGGCUGCCUCUGGGGUUUGCAUGGGCCCCCAGCAGGGACGGGGAGGGUGGCCCCCAGGGAGCUGGAGGACUCUUGCCAGGCAGGAGGAUUCUUUACUGUGGCAGGAGACAAAAACCAAUUCUGGAUGGGAACUGGGGAGGCGGGGAGGGGGGGGCGCAGUUCACGGGUGGGGUAGGGGCCCUGAGCAGAAGUCCUGCUGUCACUAAGGGUGAGCAGCAGCAGGUUCUGAAGUGAUCCUUGAGAAAGUGCAGGACUGAGGAGCGUGGGGGAUGAGGCUGCCAGCCUGGGUGGGGGCAGGGCGCCUGGGGCAGAAGGGCUUGCUGGGCGUCUCUUGCCUAGAACAAGAAGGUGAAUGAUCCGAGGAGGCACACUCCGGUUCUACGAGCCUUACCGGGCACCGACCACUGCCAGUGGGAGGGUGGCUGGCCCGGUCUCUCCGGCCAGACUUCGAGACGGGAACGCGCUGACCUCUCCAGAGAACCCGGGAGCCUGGGCAGGCACGAGGCGUCGCGGCCCCCGCAGUGGAAAACCAGCCCAGCCCAACCGCGCGGGGUGGGGAGGUUGGAAGUGGGAGCCAAGCCUCGGCGGGGCCCUGGUGGCCGCAAGUCGCCCCUAGAUAGUGAGGACUUGGCGGGCGCGAUCGCACCUCCUUCCGCCGAGGCCGGGCGCACUCGGUGGCCCAGCUUUCCCGGCGCGCUCCGAAGAGGCGGCCCCCGGAGGACGUGGGGGUGGGGACCGGGACGCGCAGCGCCGCCGCGGAGCCCGACAAGUUUGGCACCCGCGCGGGGCCUAGGGCGCUGGCGCGGGGCCGCCCGCCCUCUGCUGCUCCCUGCGACCCGCCUGUGGCCCCCGAGGAGCCCCUGGGCCGCCAGCCCGAGCUCCGAACAGCCUGGGCCCGGGGGGCAGAGGAGGGGCCUCUGGGCUGUGGCCGUGACCCUCCCGGCGCAUGGCGGGGAAGCCCCAGCCCCACGUCUGUGUGUGUUGCUUUGUUAGUUGUUUUUUCUCCUAUGUGUGGGUUUUUUCUUGGAGCUGUUUCAUAGGAAUUCCUGUAAUAAAGACUUGGUGUUCUCUUGGU
Molecule: messenger RNA, 3366 nt
Organism: Felis catus (domestic cat)
Lineage: Eukaryota; Metazoa; Chordata; Mammalia; Carnivora; Felidae
Gene: CUEDC1
Product: CUE domain containing 1
Exons: 11
Coding region: 424-1602 (392 amino acids)
Molecular function (GO): ubiquitin binding
Source: RefSeq, a predicted model, not a curated record